Messenger RNA from Tupaia belangeri chinensis (Chinese tree shrew), 894 nucleotides. Its product is annotated as L-threonine 3-dehydrogenase, mitochondrial. The transcript is spliced from 2 exons. The record is from RefSeq and is a predicted model, not a curated record. The coding region runs from base 1 to 894 and encodes 297 amino acids. Gene Ontology annotation, molecular function: L-threonine 3-dehydrogenase activity. NCBI's taxonomy places the organism in Eukaryota, Metazoa, Chordata, Mammalia, Scandentia, Tupaiidae. Gene Ontology annotation, biological process: L-threonine catabolic process.
AUGGAUAUGGAGCUGGAAAUCAGAAGGUAUCUUCGUGCUGGCUCUGCACUGGCUUUCUUCUUCCACAGUUGCCCAUUUAUUUAUUCUGAUAUCUUGGAUUAUAAGAAUCUUCAUGAGAUCGUGGUCAACAACCGCAUCACUUGGCUGUUUCAUUACAGUGCUUUGUUCAGUGCUGUCGGAGAAGCACAGGUGUCCUUAGCGAGAGCUGUGAACAUAAUGGAAUUGCAUAAUAUUCUGGACAUUGUAGCAGAACACAACCUGUGGUUGUUUGUGCUCAGCAUGAUCGGGGCUUUUGGACCUACCUCUCCUAGGAACCCAACCCCUGAUCUCUGUAUUCAGAGACCCAGGACCACCUAUGGGGUGUCCAAGGUCCACACGGAGCUCAUGGGAGAAUAUUAUUAUUACCAACAUGGGUUGGAUUUCUGGUGCUUGAGAUAUCCUGGAAUCAUUUCAGCUGACUCCCAGCCUGGAGGAGGAACAACUGACUAUGCAGUCCAGAUUUUCCACGAUGCUAUGAAGAAUGGCAAAUUUGAGUACAACCUGAGGGCUGGCAAGAGGCUCCCCAUGAUGUAUACUGACAACUGCCUCAGGGCCACCCUGGAGGUCAUGGAGGCCCCAGCCGAAGCCCUCUCCCCGAGGACCUACAAUGUCAACACCAUGAGCUUCAUGCCCCAGGAGCUGGCCCAGGAGCUUCUCAAGCACAUGCCGGAAUUCCAGAACACUUACAACAUGGAUGCUGUCCGACAGGCCAUAGCGGACAGUUGGCCAAUGAACUCUCAUGACAGCAAUGCUCAGAAGGACAGGUGGUGGAAACAUGAUUUUGAUCUUCCGGAGCUGGUAACUACGAUGUUGAACCUCCACGGUUCUGACACCAGAGUCGCCCAGGCCAACUGA